This is a messenger RNA of Parathielavia appendiculata, 2156 nucleotides long. RefSeq lists its product as uncharacterized. The transcript has 3 exons. Gene Ontology annotation, cellular component: COP9 signalosome. Gene Ontology annotation, biological process: ubiquitin-dependent protein catabolic process. The record is from RefSeq and is a predicted model, not a curated record. NCBI's taxonomy places the organism in Eukaryota, Fungi, Ascomycota, Sordariomycetes, Sordariales, Chaetomiaceae. The coding region runs from base 254 to 1711 and encodes 485 amino acids.
GUCAACUUCCAGCAUUAGACCACAGAAGUUCUCUCCAAACGACUUCAACACCAACGAUCCAAUUUACAUCCACACUCAUUUGUUCUCACGGGGAGUUAACAUACCAGCAGAACAUUGGUAGACAGGCAGUGCCGUCACUGGUAGCAGACCGACCAACGAUUCCGCUGUCUGGUCUACAUACAUUUCUCACGAGAUUACGGAGGACCUUCCUCAGUUUACCGAGGUCGCCGCCGUCACUACCGACUCGUCGCAGAUGGAUCAUCUUGCCUCGGCGCUGCUCGACUUCCCGCCAGCCGGCGCGCUUCCUGACGAUGAUCGGUACAACUGGGCUGCAAAGUCGCACAGCGAAAAGGUGGACCAGCUAGCUGUGACACAAAGCUUCAAAGAGUUUGCUGCCCAGCUGCUCGACCACGUCGAUCCAGCCCUCAACUCCAUCUCGCACCUGAGCCUGCUCAUAGCCGCCCGCUCCGCCAACAGUCUACCUCAAGCCGAGCUGCUGGCGAAAAUCUCCAUCUUCCUCUCCACAUUCGACGCCCGCCAGAUACGUUACGCGGGGAAAGCCUUUUCGGUCCUUCUCGAUUGGCUUGUAGGCGGGACGCUGUUUCCGGCCUCUGUUGCAGUAGAGCUCCUUACAACCGCGCUCCUCCGGCUCGACCCCACGGGCUCGGUCCUCACCUCGUACCAUGUCGCCCUAGUUAAGCUCGCAUUCGACACCGACAACGUCGAACACGCGCUGCCAGUUCUCGAGAAGAACGUCGUAUUCUACCCGGGCGCCAAGGGCCAGCUGGAAACGCGGCCGCUUUGUGCGUUGGACUUGCCGCCGGUAUCAUACAUCACGAUCGAGUCUGGUCUGACGAAGCAGCUCAGCAGCGGCGACGUGCUGCAGUACGAUCUGCUUCGCGGGCUGUGCUUCAUCCAGCGGCGGUCAUGGGCACAGGCUCUCGACGCCCUGGAGCGCGUCAUCACAUACCCCGCACGAGACAAUCACUCCUGCAGCAAGAUCAUGGUGGAAGCGCACAACAAAUGGAUGCUCGUGGGGCUGCUCCUCAACGGCAAAGCGCCAACACUGCCUAGCCACACGGCCGGCGGCGCCCAAAAGGCCUUUUCCACCCUCGGCAAGCCGUACCAGGCGAUCGGCAAGGCGUUCGAGGAGAGCACGGCCGAGUCGCUCAAGACUGAGUUCGAGAGCGUCGGCCCGCAGUUCUUCAGCGAGGAGAACAACCUCAACCUGAUGCGCCUGGUGAUGCAGCACUACCAGCGGUGGCAGAUCCUGAACCUGCGGCGGGUCUACACCAAGAUCUCGCUCGAGCAGAUACGCGCGCGGACGCAGAGCGCCGAGACGGCGGCGCCGCUCGUGACCGAGGCCGAGAUCCAGGCGCUGGUGCAGCAGAUGAUCGACGAGGGUAUGCUGAGCGGCGUGAUCGAGCGCCCGGCCGACGGGGGCCCGGCCUACCUCGCGUUCCACGAAACGGACGACGAGCUGUCCGAGACCGACUUCGCACAGAAGAUGGCGCGCACGGCGCAGCAGCUGGCGGAGCUCGAGCCGCUGGUCAAGGCAACGAACGAGCGGCUGGGCACGAACCGCGAAUUCGUGCGGUUCUUGGUCACGCAGCAGAAGAAGGACAAGGACGCGCGGCGGGACUAUGACCUGUCGUUUCUGAACCAGGUCGAGGACGAGGAUCUGAUGACUGGGGUCGUGGCGGGUUUCUAGAACAUCCUGCGGGCGUCCCGGUACGCUCAGGUGGAUGAGGAAAUGGAAGGGCAGUUGACGGCGCGCUGAUGGGCUUGGGAUCAAGGCUUCUGAUGGCAGAAAAGGAUUGGCGCACUAGAUCACGAGAUGUAUUUGCUUCAUGAAAAGGAACCCUGCUUAGUAGGGAAUCAUAAUUGGGACGAAGGAAUCGGCGGCAACCAGGCGUUGAAGAUGGUCGGUGCAUAGGGACAGCCUUGGCAGGUGUACAGAGAUGGUCUAGGACUCGGGAAUGGCAUAGAGAAGGACUGUUACUUGAUUGAUGACACCGCAGUGCCAGAUGGUCCCCGACCUUGCUAUCCGUCUUAGGGCCUAAAAGAACGGGUAGAGCAGUUUCCUGCCUUCCCACUGCAAUAGCCUCCUCAUUUUGUGCUGGCGUUAUGUGCUUUGCAUCAUCCUCGGUAGGUAU